AUGCAGUUCACUCAAGUCCUCCUGGCUACCCUCCUGGCCGUCCCCGCGGCCCUCGCUGCUCCUGCCAGCGGCAAGUCCAUGAUGGCUCAGAGCCCCCAGUGGACCAUUCAGAACAUGAAGCGCGUUUGCGCCGCCAACGACUCCUCCUGCACCUGGACCUUUGGCAUCUACCCCGGCUCCGGCAACGCCACCCCUUGCACACUCGUCGUGACCGGCCAAAAGGCCUCCCAGUCCAACGGCGGACCCGUCAACUGCGGUGACUACACCGUCACCUCAGGCUGGAGCGGUCAAUUCGGUCCCGGCAAUGGCUUCACCACCUUGGCCGUGGUCAACAACAAGAGCCGCCAGAUCGCCUACCCUGCUUACACCGACAAGCAGGUCGAGGGCGGCAAUGUUGUCAAGCCUGACCAGAGCUACCCUCCCUACGCUCUCCCUUAG
Molecule: messenger RNA, 438 nt
Organism: Penicillium oxalicum
Lineage: Eukaryota; Fungi; Ascomycota; Eurotiomycetes; Eurotiales; Aspergillaceae
Exons: 1
Coding region: 1-438 (145 amino acids)
Source: RefSeq, a predicted model, not a curated record